UAAUAAGGGGCGUUGCCAGCCUCAUUCAAUAUUGCAUGCGUAUACGCUCCCACAACGCCGAUGCAUCAUGAUGACCAGUACGUACCUGGCUGGAUCAUCGCGAUACCGAUAUGAUAGAUGACGUUAAACAAUGUGGCAUUGUGGCAGUGCUCAGGGCGCGCUCCUCUGCCGCGAAUUGGCAUAAGAGUGUUCGUCUCCACCUUAAAAGCGCCACUUUAUCUUCGUCUCUGACGUCGCUCAUUCAUAACAGUUAAAAGACAACAAAAAAACUAAUCUCAAUCAAGCUGGCGAAGAUGUCGAGAACAUACUGUAUUCCAGGCGUCUUCUUCCUAUUCUCUGCCUGGUUCCUCCUUUUCAUCGUCUCAAUUUCUCUCCCGAGUUUUGAGGCGAUGGACAUUACUCGUGUGGACUCUAGUGGAGCGGUCGCAGGUAAUGGUGACGAGGCAUUCACGCAACUUAGGCUUGGUAUUUGGGGUUACUGUGUUGACCUGUCUUCGGGCUGGACAUGUUUCAAAACUGGUCAUGGAUACUCGCUCACUUUCACGAACGCCCAGAAUGCCGAAGUUACUAUAGGUUCUUCAUGGACACGCGGUCUCGCUGUUCUUCCCGUCGCUUGCUGUGUCGCAUUUAUUGCACUUCUUCUAUCCAUUUCCCAGCACAUCACAAUUACCUUGGUGGCUUCUCUAGUGUCAUUCCUCGCGGCCCUGCUUACCCUCAUCGCAUUUGCCAUCAAUAUCGCUCUCUUUGCCUAUGUCAAGCAUGAAUUGGGUACGCUAAAUAUUAAUGAGACAACCAUCACUGGACCUGGUUUUUGGCUCACAUUUGUAUCCCUGCUUCUGCUUAUCUUGGCUGGAUGCACUGUGUGCUUUGGCCGUCGUCGUGACAGAAUGGCGGGUGCCAAUAAUAACUCAUACCAGCUGAACGGUCCCAAGACCGGGUUCCUCUCGCGCUUCGGUCGCAACUAGGAAUCACGACUUUUACGGAUGGAUGGACAUAUUGAUGAUCUUACUAUAUAUACCGACUGGACA
This is a messenger RNA of Suillus subalutaceus, 1028 nucleotides long. Its product is annotated as pali-domain-containing protein. Gene Ontology annotation, cellular component: growing cell tip; plasma membrane; cell division site. The coding region runs from base 294 to 965 and encodes 223 amino acids. NCBI's taxonomy places the organism in Eukaryota, Fungi, Basidiomycota, Agaricomycetes, Boletales, Suillaceae. The record is from RefSeq and is a predicted model, not a curated record. The transcript is spliced from 6 exons.